CUCCCUCUCUCUCUCUCUACAUAUAUAUAUAUGUGUAUCUAUUACCAUCGCUUUCUCAUCUCUCUUUCUCUGUCUUAAAAAGUUAUAUAAUCUUUUUUUGUUUUUUUGGUUUUUUUCUCAUGUGUCCUUUCAUUGUGCUUCAGUUGCAGAGCCCCCAUAAAAGCCUAUGUCACAGUCGCCGCCAUUAGCAAAAGUCGUGGACUUUUGCCUAUAAAUCCCUCUUUCAAGACUACAGAAAACUACAACUGGUUACCGUAUGCCAUUGUAACAAAGGUCUAAACCCAUUGUUCACCAACCUUGCACAAAAUGGCUGACAAAAGCCCGGACUUCAACUCACACAAAUUUCCUUCCUCUUCCCAGGUGGUGGAGGAGUUGAAGGAACUAUGGUCAAUGGCACUCCCCAUAACAGCAAUGAACUGUUUAGUCUAUGUUAGAGCAGUUGUUUCAGUAUUAUUCUUGGGCAGGCUGGGAAGUCUAGAGUUAGCCGGUGGAGCCCUCUCCAUUGGCUUCACAAAUAUCACUGGCUAUUCAGUUUUAGUAGGCCUUGCCUCUGGCCUUGAGCCAGUCUGCAGCCAAGCCUAUGGCAGCAAAAAUUGGGAACUCCUUUCACUCUCUCUGCACCGCAUGAUCUUCAUGCUUUUCUUGGCAAUCAUCCCCAUUAGUGUUCUUUGGGUCAAUCUUGAAUCGAUCAUGCUUUUCAUGGGUCAAGAUAAAGAUAUAACCUCAAUGGCUGCAAUAUACUGCAUCUACUCAAUCCCAGACCUUUUGACAAAUACUUUUCUACAGCCAUUGAGGGUUUACUUGAGGUCGCAAGGGGUGACUAAGCCCCAAAUGUGGUGCACAUUAAUGGCGGUGAUAUUCCAUGUGCCGUUGAAUUAUGUUCUUGUGGUGGUUAUGGGGCUGGGGGUUCCCGGGGUGGCUAUGGCUUCUGUUUUAACUAAUCUGCACAUGAUGGUGCUGAUGAUGGGAUAUGUUUGUGUCUAUGGUAGAUGGGAGUGGAAAUGGAAGGCCGGGAUUGGGGGUGGUUGUGGUGGGGUUGGGCCGCUCCUUAAGUUGGCCGUUCCGAGUUGUAUAGGAAUAUGCUUGGAGUGGUGGUGGUAUGAGAUUGUGACGGUGCUGGCAGGGUAUUUGCCUAAUCCUAAGCUCGCGGUGGCUGCCACUGGGAUAAUGAUUCAGACAACUAGUCUUAUGUACACUGUUCCAAUGGCUUUGGCUGGCUGCGUCUCUGCGCGAGUAGGCAAUGAGCUGGGAGCUGGGAAGCCAUACAAAGCCAAGCUAGCUGCUAGGGUUGCAUUAGCUUGUGCAUUUGCUAUUGGAUUCAUCAACGUCAUUUGGACAGUGAUAUUUAGGGAGAAAUGGGGCGGGUUCUUCACAACAGAUGACGAACUUAAAGCUCUCGUUGCAUCAGUUCUGCCAAUCAUCGGCUUGUGUGAGCUGGGCAACUGUCCACAGACCACAGGGUGUGGCAUCCUACGUGGCACAGCCAGGCCGGUUGUGGGCGCCCACAUCAAUCUUGGCUCAUUUUACUUUGUGGGCACUCCCAUAGCCGUCGGCCUAGCCUUCUGGCUCAGCAUUGGCUUCACGGGGCUGUGGCUAGGCCUGCUGUCGGCUCAAGCUGCAUGUGCCGUAUCUAUUCUAUAUGUCAUAUUCUACUGCACAAACUGGGAAGGCGAAGCUGUGAAAGCCUCAGAACUCUCUAGCCUAGAGAUGGGCAAUAAGUGUGGAACUGAUGAAGAGGAAAAGAGAUUAUUGGUUAUGGAGAAGGAAAAGAAGAGUGAUGUAGUAUAGGGGAGGUGAAGGGGAAUUGGGAUGUGUGGGGAAAUGUUGGCAACUUGGACUUGUUUUUUGUUUUCUAUAGUGCUCCAUGUGGGGAAAAAGUUAUAUGCCUGCUUGAAUAUUUGGUUUUCUGAGGUAUGGGGUUUUGUGAUCAUCAGACAAUUUUUAUUCAGGCAGAGAAUUUCAUGCUCAUGGUGGCCCAUACAAAGCAGUUAUAUUACAUAAUUGAGGGUGUAAGACAAUAUUCUUAAUUCUUGCUUAUUCAUACACAUGAUGGUCAAAUCAAACUGAUGAAUGUCCCCCUCCAGCUGCCCAAAUAUUCUUGUAAUUCUGAUGUUGACCAAGUGCUUUGACCCUUAUAUCCACACUAAAAGACA
Sesamum indicum (sesame) is the source of this 2153-nucleotide messenger RNA. RefSeq names its product protein DETOXIFICATION 54. Gene Ontology annotation, biological process: xenobiotic detoxification by transmembrane export across the plasma membrane. The record is from RefSeq and is a predicted model, not a curated record. Gene Ontology annotation, cellular component: membrane. NCBI's taxonomy places the organism in Eukaryota, Viridiplantae, Streptophyta, Magnoliopsida, Lamiales, Pedaliaceae. Gene Ontology annotation, molecular function: xenobiotic transmembrane transporter activity; antiporter activity.